GCUGCGCGCGCAUCCUCAAUGGCGACGCUUCCUUUCUCGCCGAGCAGAACACGUGCGUAAGGAGAGACAAAGUCCGUCACAUCGAAAAAGCCGAAAAUGGACAAGCCUGUGGUUCGAGCACGCGUGAUCAAGGUUCUGGGAAGAACUGGAUCCCAGGGCCAGUGCACGCAGGUCAAGGUCGAGUUCCUGGGAGAGCAGAACCGACAGAUCAUCAGGAACGUGAAAGGCCCGGUACGUGAAGGGGACGUCCUAACCUUACUGGAGUCCGAACGUGAGGCGAGAAGGCUUCGAUAAGAAGACCGUUCGAGGAAGAACAUCGCCGUCCACUGAUAUCACCGGGACGAGCAGACAUUUUCCACCUGUCGGCGAGGAUCCCGUGGCCCAUGCUCACGAGGAUGCCAAGAAGAGGUUAUCUCCCGACCCUUGUCUCUCCAUUAUGCAGCGUGCACUCCACGAACGUUAAAUAAAUUAAGGUCUGAUCAUUUUCAACAA
Orussus abietinus is the source of this 492-nucleotide messenger RNA. RefSeq names its product 40S ribosomal protein S28. The record is from RefSeq and is a predicted model, not a curated record. Lineage: Eukaryota; Metazoa; Arthropoda; Insecta; Hymenoptera; Orussidae. The coding region runs from base 97 to 294 and encodes 65 amino acids. Gene Ontology annotation, biological process: translation; ribosomal small subunit assembly; maturation of SSU-rRNA. Gene Ontology annotation, molecular function: structural constituent of ribosome. The transcript has a single exon. Gene Ontology annotation, cellular component: ribosome; cytosolic small ribosomal subunit.